GCAAGGUGAAGUAAACAAGCAGGCAGUGCCAGAACCUCCUGCCCACAAACGUGCUUCCAUAGAUGUUUGAUUUGUAGACUCACCAAUCGUUGGCUCCAAAGAGCUGCGACCUGUAGAGUGCCUAGAGCUCCUUUCGAUAGGCAGAGCUGACAUUUGUUGGUCCGACAUUGGAUUCUGGGCGUUGAGGCCAAGCAAGGCAGUUUUUCCAUGUUUUUCGCUUGGGAUUCCAAGGGGAAUCGGAGAAGGUGGUCUAAGGGACCGACCAAAGAGAUGUUGGGUGGCCAGUCAACGAGCGGAGAAGGUAUGAUACAUGAAUCAGAUACAUCCCGCUGAUGAUUGGAAGAGUUUGGAUAACACGACAAGACAUGAUAGCGUCGCCAGUAAAAACGCUGAGAUGGGAGAUGGGUAUGGAAAAGAAAAAGGCAGACAGUCUGGACACGUUUGUCUGACUUCGGACACGUCGAGCUUUCGUGGGAGGCUGGGUCAGCGCUGCUCCACGAGGCCAGCGUAGGACGGCGCGGAGCCGCCGUGCCAAGCGCCCCUGGCCGCGCGCGGAGAAGGAGUGCGCGGUGCGCGUGGCGGAGUUCCACGAGAUGACGCCGGGAGGAGGUCUGAGAGAUCCUUACCACUACGACGUGGGCUCCUUCAUGACAGUGGAUGUCUUGCUGCAAAGCCCAGAUGCCGGCGGACAUUUUCAAACCCUGGAGAGAGGCCAAAGAUUGCGCAAGCAUCGCUUUGAUCCUGGGGAUGCCUUGAUCUUCCUUGGGCACAAGUACCAUUGUGUGACUCCUGUGGAAGCCGGUUGCCGCCGGGUGCUGGUGGUCGAGCUUUGGCAUGGUCAGGAGCGCACCUGCGGCCAUCGCUGUGAUCGGCGCUGGAAGCGCUGCGACUUUGGGCGCUGGACGCGACGCCAGAAAAUGGGACGAACUGUGAUCUAUGUCUCAAAGUGAG
This is a messenger RNA of Durusdinium trenchii, 951 nucleotides long. The record is from the annotation of a GenBank genome assembly. Lineage: Eukaryota; Dinophyceae; Suessiales; Symbiodiniaceae.